Bombina bombina (fire-bellied toad) is the source of this 3604-nucleotide messenger RNA. It is a transcript of the gene USP37, whose product is annotated as ubiquitin specific peptidase 37. Gene Ontology annotation, cellular component: nucleus; cytosol. The coding region runs from base 1 to 2385 and encodes 794 amino acids. NCBI's taxonomy places the organism in Eukaryota, Metazoa, Chordata, Amphibia, Anura, Bombinatoridae. The transcript has 19 exons. The record is from RefSeq and is a predicted model, not a curated record. Gene Ontology annotation, biological process: protein deubiquitination; G1/S transition of mitotic cell cycle. Gene Ontology annotation, molecular function: cysteine-type deubiquitinase activity; cysteine-type endopeptidase activity.
AUGGUGUUUGAAUACUGGUGCGCGGACCCUCACAGGAUAUGGGUGUAUGCUGCUGACAAACGGAGUGAAAAAAGGAAACGAAUGCAGACUCCAAGCCCAGAAAUAAAUGAAGAUUACCCUAAAGAGAAUGAUUCAUCAAUCAUCAGCAAGGCAUUUUCAGAUCCAGCACGUAAAUUUCUGAACAGCAGCCGUGAGAAACAGAUAAAUUUGAAACAGUCGGAGGAGAACCGACAAGGGUUAACACAAUUGCAGUCAUCCUCCUUUUAUGGCAGUAAAAUGACGCCAAAGGACUAUUCAGCUGGCAGCAUAUUCUCAGAGAGGUUGUCAGGGACAAAUCAGCCACCUGCUGCUAAAAGAAGCUUAAUCCUUUCUUCGCAGUCAGCCCCAAAUUCUGUGAAGAAGCUUAAACCCAACCAAGACUACACCGGGUGGAACAAGCCAAGAUUGCCACUCUCUACACAACCUUUACCACAACAAUUGCAAGGUUUUUCCAAUUUGGGCAAUACCUGUUACAUGAAUUCCAUCUUACAAUCCCUGUUCUCUCUGCAGUCAUUUGCCAAUGACCUACUUAAACAAGGAAUCCCAUGGAAGAAAAUUCCUGUUAAUGCAUUAAUACGACGUUUCGCUUUGCUUCUCUUAAAGAAGGAUAUCUGUGGCCCCGAGAUGAAGAAAGAGCUACUUAAGAGAGUAAAAAGUUCAAUUUCUGCCACAGCAGAGAGGUUUUCAGGUUACAUGCAAAAUGAUGCACAUGAGUUUUUGAGCCAGUGCUUGGAUCAGUUGAAAGAAGACAUGGAGAAGCUGAACAAAUCAUGGAAGACUGAGCCAUAUACAGGAGAUAUUCCUUCAGGAAGAGCAAUUGAUGACAUUACAACAACACGUGUUUAUACCUGUCCUGUUACCUGCAAUUUGGAGUUUGAGGUGCAACAUUCAAUUACAUGUAAAAUGUGUGGUGAAACGGUUACCAAGCGUGAACAGUUUAAUGAUCUUUCUAUAGACCUUCCUCGAGGAAAGAAAUCUUCACGAUCCAUACAGGAUUCUCUUGACCUCUUUUUCAGGAUGGAAGAAAUUGAAUACUCUUGUGAAAAAUGCAAUGGAAAGACUUCCUCUGUAACACAUAAGUUCAGCAGACUACCCAGGAUUCUUAUUCUGCAUUUAAAACGAUAUAGUUUUAAUGUAGUUCUGUCUCUCAAUAAUAAAGUGGUCCAGCAAGUGGUCAUCCCUCGAUACCUUACACUCUCGUCUCACUGCACAGAAAGCACACGCCCUCCACUGUCCUUGGGUUGGAAUGCUCAAACUGCAAUUUCACGACCACUGAAAGUUUCACAAAUGGUGAAUGCCAGCACAGUGACAACAUUAAAUUCAGUUAGGAAGCACACAUUGAAGUCCACAAGUGUAUUAACCACAUGCCUUGACUCAGAAAGUGACGAUGAACCACUCAAGCGGUGUGUUUCUCACAGCCAGAGAGUUUGUGAUGUGCAAGUACGAGAACAGCAGAUAGUAGUAGAUCAUAUCAAGAGAUCAUCAGUGGAAGGCACUAAAUGUUCAGAAUCUGGAAGCUCAUUCUAUGAUGGCUUGAGUGAUGAGGAUUUAAUGGCAGCUGUACUUCAAAUGAGCAGAAAGGAAGUUUCUCUGUCGAUCACCAAUGAGGAAGAAGAAAAAAUUACAAGCAGCCCAGACACUGGCAUAGACACAGAUACAGGCUUGGAUGAUCUGAAUGAAAUUUUCGAUAACUACAUUAAUCCUAUGGAAGAAGAAAAGUCAAAAGUUGUAAGAGAGCCAGACUUGACACAAUAUAGUGACAUUUCUAAAGACUUUGAUGAGAACAAAGAAAACAAAACCCCAGAGGGCCCCCAAAGGGAAGCAGAUUGGCUUCAGUAUGAAUUAGAGAGUGAACGGGAGGAGCAAGAGUUACAGCAGGCACUUGUCCAGUCUCUCCAGGAGCAGUCCGUUUUUUUGUUUGUUUUUUUUCAUGAAGAAUUUAACAAUACAUUUUGUGAUGGAAUGGGAUCUGAUGAAGAUUCUGGGAAUGAGGAUACCUUUGAUAUGGAGUAUACAGAGGAAGAAGCUGAAGCGUUAAAGAAAAAUACUGAGACUGGCAACCUUCCCCAUUCUUAUCGCCUUAUCAGUGUUGUGAGCCAUAUUGGAAGCUCUUCUUCUUCAGGUCAUUAUAUUAGUGAUGUUUAUGAUGUCAAAAAACAAGCCUGGUUUACAUACAAUGACCUUUCAGUGUCUAGGACACAGGAGACCACAGUGCAGACUGAUAGAGACAAAAGUGGCUAUAUUUUCUUUUAUAUGCACAAGGGAGUUUUUGAAGAGCUCAUCGAGGCAGAAAAUGUGCAGCCUGUUUCCAUCGACCUUAACAGACCAACAAGACCUCCCCUGUGAAACGAAUCGGCACAAAGCUCUAAAGACUCUUAAAGCUAGUUGGCUAGAAAAAGAGUGAUGACGCAUCUUUUUGGUCCAGUCACUUGGUUGUAUUCCAUUUCAAAGCACAUUUAAGGAACUUUUGAGAGCCUAGAAAUCUUUCCUCAACACGUACUUGGCACAUCUCUUUAAGAUGUGCAGUGGAUUUGGGAUAAAGGAACAACUGCGUCUUUAAAAAUGGUUUCAGCUACAAUGAUAUGACAGCUGAAAGCAUUGUAAGUUGCACAUUGGUUAAUUUGGGACUGAACUGUUGACUUGGCCUCUUCAGCAAUAAUAACUCUCUUCUAUAGGGCAUUUGAAAAGACUACUGACACUACAUUGCUACAGCACCUCCACUGUAGCUUUGUGGACGGCUUUAAUUUUUAAUAAAGUCCACUACUUGCAGUCUUCAGAUUGUGUGCUGUUGAAUAAAUUAAUAGAUAAUGCAGUUUUUGGUUUCAUUUUGGAAAAUACAUUUAUAUAUUUCAUUUGCUCAUAAUUUCUUUAAGUGGUUGUGGGGAGAUCACAGAUAAGAGCUUUUUCAAACCUUGAAUAAAAGUAAUACGGUGGUGAAUAAGGUUGUGUCUCUACCUUCACCUGUGACUUUGUAUUUAUUUUUAGCCUUCAUUACGCCAACAGGAAGAAGACAUUUUUGACAAUUACCACUUUGAAGUAAUGUCAGGGGCAGUAUUCUAACAUUUUGUGUAUUUCUUGGUUUUGAUCUCCUUACUUGGUACUUACAAAAAACAAAUGUCAUUUUAACCUGAUUGUCCUUUAAUGAAAGUGGUUGACGAUAUCUGCUAACUUGUGGAGUUUGAGCUUGAUCACCUGUUAUGGUUAAUACACAAUGCAUCUACAAUGUGUCUCUUUAAAAAUAUUUAUUUUAUAAUUAUAUUGGGGAAUAAUGUUUUAUAUGUAUAUAUUAUUUAAUUUUAGGGUUUUGUUUUUGGGGGGUUUUGUUGUUGUGUGGUACCAGUGGUUCUCAGGAGAAUAUUUCUGUUUCAUCUGCAAUGUUUUUAUGUCCGGAACAAAAACAAAAUUUGCUUGGUUUCAGUAGGAUCAGUUUGUUUUAACAUUUACAUAGUAGCAUGAUCUAAUUUCCUUGUAAUGUUUUCACUGUUUUGUUUUCAUGUGUAAGUAUGUUUUCUUUGAUUUCUUUUUUUAAUGUUCAUUAAAAUGACCAAGCUCCAUUUAUACAGGU